AACAACAAGACCGGCGCGCGCGGCCGGCGCAGCGGCUCUCGUCCCCGCCCUCCUGCCACCUGCAGCCGCCUCUGCCGCGCCUGGCCUGGCGGUGCUCUGUCCACCCUUGCCCAGCCCGAAGGGUCAGGCGGAGACUCAGGCCGCGCCCUUUGGCCAACUUCUCUCUACUUCCACCCGCGCCGCCUCGCGAGACGCAGGGUCGGGCUGUAGCUGCCGCCGUCGCCGCCGAAUAGCAGGAAGGGAGCGGCCGUCGCGGAGGACGCCUGGCCGGACUAUCCGUCCAGCGUACCUGCCAGGCGUAGGGGGCAGUGGUGGCGGGCCCUGUGGCCUUCAGUCAGGUACCCGUCCGCCGGCUGGCGGCCGGUUCCUUUACUAACCCGCUCAGCGAGGCCAUCGCGUAGGGGCCUUGUUGCGUUUCAGGCUGGGGGUCCCAGUGGGGCGGGUAGUGACCAGUACCGUAGGGCGCUCAUCCCGCCCUCCCUUCUCAUCGCUUUCUUUUUCUUUCUUCUCCCCCACCUCACUCCACAGUCCGGAGUCAGGCGGAGCCCAGACCUGGCGGUGAAACCUGCAUCCGCGGCCCGGCUCCCAGACCCCGCCGCCGCCGCAGUCUCUGCCUCUGUCCAGCCUUGGUACCGGCAAUGGCCUUCGUAUCGCCCGAGGCACUUGUGAUUGUCUUGGACACGAAAUACUAAGAACUUACUCACUUCCGUCCCCCAUUCCAGUCGUGCAGGCAGAAACCAACCACCUCGGCUCACAACACUGCUGCUUCUCUUGACUGUCUGACUUUGGAAGCACCAUGGACCAAAAUGGGAUGGAAAUCCCUGUGACCCUCGUCAUUAAAGCACCGAAUCAGAAAUACAGUGACCAGACUAUUAGCUGCUUCUUGAACUGGACCGUGGGGAAACUAAAAAUGCAUCUAUCUAACGUGUACCCUAGCAAACCAUUGACAAAGGAUCAGAGAUUGGUGUAUUCGGGCAGACUGCUUCCCGAUCAUCUGCAGCUGAAAGACAUUCUCAGAAAACAAGAUGAGUAUCAUAUGGUUCAUCUAGUAUGUACUUCUCGGACUCCUCCCAGUUCUCCAAAGUCUUGCACCAGUAGAGAAAAUCGGGAAGCACUGGCAUCCAGCAGCAAUUCUAGUUCCGAUCAUUCAGGAUCAACAACUCCAUCAUCUAGUCAAGAAACCUUGUCUAUAGGUGCCAGUUCUUCCUCAGAAGGAUUGAGACAACGUACCCUUCCACAAGCACAAACUGACCCUGCAGAGAGUCAUCGGUUCCCAUAUGUCAUGCAAGGAAAUGUGGACAACCAGUUUCCUGGGCAAGCAGUUCCAGCUGGGUUUCCAGUGUAUCCUGCUUUCAGCCCACUGCAAAUUCUGUGGUGGCAACAGAUGUAUGCUCAUCAGUAUUACAUGCAAUAUCAAGCUGCAGUUUCAGCUCAGGCCACAUCAAAUGCCAACCCAGCCCAGCCUACUGCUCCACAGCCUCUAAAUUUGCCACAUGUUCCUGGAGAAGAACCCCCACCAGCUCCAAACCUAGUGGCUCAAGAAAAUCGACCCAUGAAUGAGAAUGUUCAAAUGAAUGCACAGGGAGGCCCAGUGCUAAAUGAAGAAGACUUCAAUCGAGACUGGCUAGACUGGAUGUACACGUUCUCACGAGCUGCAAUUCUCCUUAGCAUUGUAUACUUCUAUUCUUCUUUUAGUAGGUUUAUCAUGGUAAUGGGAGCCAUGCUACUGGUUUAUCUACACCAAGCUGGAUGGUUCCCUUUUAGGCAAGAAGGAGGCCAACAACAGGCUCCCAACAAUAACGCUGAAGUUAACAAUGAUGGGCAAAAUGUAAACAAUCUAGAGCUAGAAGAAAUGGAGCGUCUUAUGGAUGAUGGACUUGAAGAUGAGAGUGGAGAAGAUGCAGGUGAAGAAGCCAGUGCUGUUCAAAGGCCUGGAUUAAUGGCUUCGGCUUGGUCUUUUAUCACCACCUUCUUUACUUCACUUAUACCUGAGGGGCCUCCCCAGGUUGCCAAUUAGACCUGAAAAACUGUGCCAGCUGCAAAGGACUGUUUGACUGUAGGAAAGUGUUUUAAAUAACAGUGCAAUUUCAAAAAAAUUUAUAACUUUCUUUUGAUCAUCAUGUACAGAGGUGUUUUUUUCUUUAAGCUUCCCAUGCAUAUGAAUAUUUUAAGCACAAAUGGACUACUAAAUAUGUGAUUUUUUUUUUUUUAAGAUUCUAACAGAACAUAGUAUAACAAUAUUGAUCUUCCAGGUUUUAUUCAUUUCAAUUAUGUACAUUAUACCAAGACAGACCUAUUUGUGCGUCUUAUUUCUUUAAAGAGCUGCUUCUU
Messenger RNA from Orycteropus afer afer, 2331 nucleotides. RefSeq names its product HERPUD family member 2 (gene HERPUD2). Gene Ontology annotation, molecular function: protein binding. Gene Ontology annotation, biological process: endoplasmic reticulum unfolded protein response. NCBI's taxonomy places the organism in Eukaryota, Metazoa, Chordata, Mammalia, Tubulidentata, Orycteropodidae. The record is from RefSeq and is a predicted model, not a curated record.